Messenger RNA from Ogataea philodendri, 612 nucleotides. RefSeq lists its product as uncharacterized. Bases 1 to 612 code for a protein of 203 amino acids. The record is from RefSeq and is a predicted model, not a curated record. Lineage: Eukaryota; Fungi; Ascomycota; Pichiomycetes; Pichiales; Pichiaceae. Gene Ontology annotation, cellular component: mitotic spindle; DASH complex. Gene Ontology annotation, biological process: mitotic cell cycle. The transcript is spliced from 2 exons.
AUGUCGCAGCAAUUAACACCGGCACUCAACAGUCUGGAACAGGUGAUGUCGUCGCCUGGACCGGCGCGCGAAAAGGACCGCGACGCGGCGAUCCGCACCGAGCUCGACAAACUGGCCAAGAUCAACGCCGCGUUCGAACAGAGCAGUAUCUCCAUCAGAGAGUCCACCAACUACAUUCGCAGAAUCAAGGAAAGCACCGUGAAGGCCAACGAACUGAUCCAGAUCUGGGGAAAGAUCUUGUCGCAGAACAAACACACAGCACAGCUGCUGUCGGACCCGGAAAACACAUGGAACGGAGCCAGCCACCAGGACGAAAAAGUGGCAGAUAAGCUCGCGCAGUACGAGGAGCUGCUCCAACGGUACGAACAUCUUGUCGCCGAGCGCAAGAACGACGACAAGCGCAGGCGCAGAAAGUCGCCAGCAUCAACACUAUCGUUCUCGUUGACCGUCACCUCGGAGAUCUUUCCCGAAACCGGCGAGCUGAUCACCAUUUCCAUCUUCAUGGCGCUCAAAACACACACCGGGUCGCCCUUCUUGACCUCGCCGCCGUUGUGCACACGCACCUCGAUCACCACUCCGGCCAUUGGGGCUCCAACCUCGUUCGGGUUGUGA